Messenger RNA from Knipowitschia caucasica, 969 nucleotides. NCBI's taxonomy places the organism in Eukaryota, Metazoa, Chordata, Actinopteri, Gobiiformes, Gobiidae. The record is from the annotation of a GenBank genome assembly.
AUGGAGAACUUCAGCGGUGACCCGAACGCCUCUAAAUGCCACAUUCAGGACAGCGCAGCCCGCAUGAGAGCCUUCAUCUUCUUCUACCUGCUCAUCAUCCUGGCCUCUUUGCCUCUCAACACCUUCUCCCUGUACGUCUCGUGGCAACACAUCCGCCGGAAGAACGAGCUCGGCGUGUACCUUUUCCACCUGGCCCUCAGCGACCUCACCUUCACCGCCGGCCUGAUUCUGUGGCUGGACUUCCUUUGGCGCGGCUUCUGGGCUCACGGCGAUCUGUCUUGCGUGCUAUCCAUCUACUGUCUGUUUACGAAUUUCUACACGAGUGACGCACUCCUCUGCUGCAUCGCCUUUGACCGCUACAUCGCCGUGGUGCAUCCGUUCCGGUGCAGGUUUCUCCGGAAGGUUAGCGCGGCUUUCGGUAUGAGCUCGGCCGUUUGGGUUUUGGUGCUUCUGUUCAACGCUGUCACCAUUUUCACUGAGGACAACCUGCGCGGCGACCCCAUCUUAUGCUUUGACAUCCUCCAGCCGCUGACCGCCAACAUGGCGCGGGCAAACGUGCUAAGAUUCACUCUCGGCUUUGCAAUCCCCGUGUUGGCGGUGUCGUUCUUGGCCUGGGGAAUCUUCAAAGUGGUGCGGAAAAACCAGGCGACGCCUGAGCAGGAGGUGAAGCGCGUGGGGAAACUGUUACUGGCGAUUUGGUUGUGUUUGGUGGUCUGUAUGGGGCCGGUGCACGCGCUGAUGUUGGUGCGAACGCUGGUCAGGGACUGCGAGAGCGUACAAUGGCUGCUGUACCCGCACAAGAUUUCCGUAGCCGUGUCAUGCCUGAACUGCCUUUGCGACCCCCUGCUCUACUGCUUCAUCACCCGGACGGGGAAGGAGGAGCUCCAGCGCGCCGCGGCCUAUGUUCGGGGGAGGACGAGGAGCGCUGAGAGUGGCGAGGCGGUGAGCGUAGGUCUCCAAUGUGGUUGA